Messenger RNA from Scheffersomyces stipitis CBS 6054, 1830 nucleotides. It is a transcript of the gene AZR1, whose product is annotated as MDR family MFS transporter. The record is from RefSeq and is a predicted model, not a curated record. The transcript has a single exon. Lineage: Eukaryota; Fungi; Ascomycota; Pichiomycetes; Serinales; Debaryomycetaceae. Bases 1 to 1830 code for a protein of 609 amino acids. Gene Ontology annotation, molecular function: transmembrane transporter activity. Gene Ontology annotation, cellular component: membrane. Gene Ontology annotation, biological process: transmembrane transport.
AUGAGCCUAGCUUCUGAUGAUAAAGAGUCCAUUUUGCCGACUUCCAAAGACUAUGGAUCUACCCCACUAAGCCAAGAUAAUAGCGAAGACCUGGUGGCUGUGAACGAAAAGGGCGACAUAGAUACUUCCAACAAGAAAAAGUACUACGAAUCCAAUGCUGGAGAUGGUUCCAGAGCUGAAGAUCAACAUCUUACAGGCUUGACUUUGGCAGUGACGUUAGUGUCUUGUGUUUCGUGUUUGUUUCUAGUUGCAUUGGACCAGACCAUCGUGUCCACAAUCUUAACGCAGGUUGGAGAUAAGUUUAAAGAGUUCGAGAAAAUCGGAUGGUUAACAUCAGGUUACCUUUUGCCUAUGGCUACAUUGGCUCCUUCUUAUGGUAAGGUGGGGAUUGCCUUUGGUAGAAAAUAUACCCUUCUUGUGGCCGUAAUAGUGUUUGAGAUCGGCUCCUUGAUCUCAGGAUUGUCAAACUCCAUGAGCAUGUUGAUUGGUGGAAGAGUUAUCCAAGGUAUUGGUGGAGGUUGUGUCCAAGCAAUGGUAGUUGUCAUUUUGACAGAGUCUGUGCCUAUUUCCAGACGUCCUUUAUCGUAUAUGUUACUUGGGGUCACCUUCUCUCUUUCCUCUGUAUUGGGACCUUUCAUUGGUGGAGCUUUCGCUACACAUGUUUCGUGGAGAUGGUGCUUCUACAUUAACAUUCCAAUUGGUGGUAUGGCUGCAGCCUUGUUGAUUUUCGGCUUCCAUCCUCCAAAACCCGAAGGAAAUAUUAGACAGAAAUUGGCCAAGAUUGACUAUUCGGGAACCUUCUUGCUCACUGUGGGAUUGGUGUUGGUCUUGUUAGGUCUUACCUUUGGUGGUAUCGAUUUCCCUUGGAAGUCUGCUGCCGUUAUUUGUUCUUUUGUAAUUGGAGGUUUGUUCCUCAUAGCAUUCUGUGUCUGGAACUUCAAGUUUUCGAAGAAUCCCAUCAUCAUCCCGCAGAUCGUGAGGAUUCCUCCCCUUAUGGCUGCAUGCAUCUCUGGAUCUUUCAACUUUGGCUUUUUCUUGGCCAACUUUACGUAUUUGGCUGUCUAUUUCCAAGUCAUAUUCGGUGCCACUGCUUGGAAAUCUGGUGUGGAUUUGCUUCCCAUGAUUAUUGCCGUUACCAUGACUUCAAUCUUGAACGGAGUGUUCAUCAAGUUCACCAGAUACGUCAAAAUUACCAUGUUGAUUUCUGGUGUCUUGGGCCCAGUCGGUACAGGGUUGCUUUUGCUCCUCAGAAAAGAUUCACCAUUGGCCGACAGAAUCGGUUUAUUGAUUCUCUGUGGUAUCUCGAUUGGUUUGCAGUUCCAAAGUUCCAUGUUGGCAACCCAAUUGUGUGCUCCUCCUGAUAUCACCGGUUCUUUGAUUUUGAGUACCAUCUUCCUCAACUUCCUUAAAUCCACUGCAGCAGCCAUUUCUGUUUCUUUGGCUCAACUUAUUUUCCAAGCAAGUGGUACUUCAUACAUAAAAAGUUUGGUAAACAGUUUACCUCGUGAUUCCGCUGAGUAUCAAGCAUUGUAUGGUAUUCCACCAAAGGACCUUAUUUCAACCCCUAGAAUCAUUAACACAUUGCCUGAAUCGGCCAGGCAAAUGGUAUUGGACCAGUUCAUGAGAGCAUUGCACAAUGUCUUCUACUUGGGACUAGCAUUUUCGAUCGUGGCUCUCAUCGGUGCUGUCUUCACCACAAACAAGAAGAUUCCAAAGGCUUCAGAUAUUGCCAAGAACAGCGAUGUAGAAAAGGGCAACAAGGAUGCUGCUACCACCGAAGAGUCGGAAAUCAUCAGUCAGAUCGAAUCCACUGCAAAGGAUCAAGAAUAA